This is a messenger RNA of Helianthus annuus (common sunflower), 1484 nucleotides long. Its product is annotated as GABA transporter 1. The record is from RefSeq and is a predicted model, not a curated record. The transcript has 7 exons. Lineage: Eukaryota; Viridiplantae; Streptophyta; Magnoliopsida; Asterales; Asteraceae. The coding region runs from base 56 to 1405 and encodes 449 amino acids. Gene Ontology annotation, cellular component: plasma membrane.
CUUUAGUAACCAUAAGAACUACUCACCAACCCCAACUUCAGAACACCAGGAGAUCAUGGCCUCUAACCUCGUACCGCUGCCAGAGAGUUACUCCGGUGACAGUGGUGAUGACGGAAAGGAAGUCACAGCCAUGGUGGACGGUUCAGUUGAAAGUAACAGCACUACCGGUAAAGGCUCAUGGAAGCACGCCGCGUUCCACGUUGCAACCACCAUCGCCACUCCUGCCGCCUAUGCUCCGCUUCCCUUCGCCGUCUCUUCUCUUGGAUGGUCUCUAGGGGUACUUAGCUUGGUGGGCGCAACCUUAACCACGUGGUACUCUAGUAUUCUGAUCGCGUCGCUAUGGAAAUGGGAUGGGAAGAAGCACACUACUUAUAGACAUCUUGCGUGUAGCAUUUAUGGAAAUUGGGGAUACUGGUCUAUUGCAUUUUUCCAGCAGGUGGCUUCUUUGGGCAACAAUAUCGCCAUUCAAAUUGCUGCUGGAAGUUGUCUUAAGGCUGUUUACAAAUACUACCACAAGGAUGGUAAUUUAACACUUCAACAUUUUAUUGUGUUCUUCGGGAUUUUUGAACUUGUUCUUUCCCAGCUUCCGAAUAUCCACUCGUUACGAUGGUUAAAUGCUGUUUGUACUUUAAGUACAAUUGGAUUUGCUGGCACAACCAUUGGUGUAACAAUCUACAAUGGGAAGAACAUCGAUAGAAGAAGUAUAAGUUAUAGUCUCCAUGGAAGCUCUUCGUCAAAGAUGUUCAAAGCCUUCAAUGGUCUUGGGGUUAUUGCAUUUUCAUUUGGUGAUGCCAUGCUUCCUGAGAUACAGAGUACUUUUCGAGACCCCGUAAAGGAAACCAUGUAUAAAGGGAUAGCAGCUGCAUACACCAUUAUUCUAUUGAGUUACUGGCAAUUGGCAUUUUUCGGCUACUGGGCAUUUGGUACAGGUGUCCAGCCUUUUAUCCUUGCUUCGCUCACAACCCCUGAAUGGACAAUUAUCAUGGCGAAUAUUUUUGCUGUAAUCCAAAUAUCUGGUUGUUUUCAGAUAUAUUGCAGGCCGACAUACGCCUUAUUUGAGGAAAAAAUGACACCAAGCAAACAAACUUCUAUGAGAAACCAUUUUCUACGGCUUGUAUUCACCUCUAUGUACAUGGGUUUGAUAACCUUAGUGGCUGCAGCCAUGCCAUUUUUUGGGGAUUUUGUGUCCAUUUGUGGAGCCAUUGGGUUCACACCACUUGACUUUGUGUUUCCUGUUUUAGCACACUUGAAAGCGGGAAAAAUGCCCAAGAAUACUAGCCCCGUUGUGAUCCUGAAUAUUGUUAUAGCCACCUGGUUCUCAGCGGUUGCGGUUAUGGGUUGCAUUGGUGCGGUUAAGUUCAUCAUAGAUGACAUCAAGACUUACAAAUGCUUUUAUGACAUGUAAGUAUGCAUAAUGCAUUAACAUUCAUGAUACUGUUAUUAAACUUGAAGACAUUAUAAUUAGUGGCGAAGCUUGAAAAAAA